AUGGCUGUCGAUUGCCUCAAGCUACCCAGCCUUACGCCUGCUGAGCGAAACACUUGGAGCCAGGCUGUUUCUCGAGAUUGGCAAGCCUUGUCAAAAGCACCCCCAGCAGUUCGGGCAGAUCCACGGAUGGGCUUGGCAGCGGUACGGCAGGACUGGCGGGCCUUUCAGUUUGCGUAUCAAAACCUGCGGGAGAACAAGGAAUUUGUGCUUGAGGUCUUGAAGACGUCAGGCUUCACCCUGCAGUUUGCCUCUGAAGCACUCCGAUGUAACCGAGAGGUUGUGUUGGAGGCCGUUCGGCAGGAUGGCUGCGCCGUUCGGCACGCUUUUUACCAGUCCUUCAGAGAGGAUUUCGACAUCAUGAAGGAGGCCAUUGCAAACGACUGGCGUUCCUACGAGUACGCAUCCACUGAGCUCAAGAAGAACAAAGACUUGGCCUUGUUCGCCAUCGAGCAAAGCUGGGAAGCUUUACAGUUUAUUGACGAGGAGAUGCUGCUGGGUUGUCGGUACGGUAUGUAUCAUACUGGCUUUUGUCCUUUCCACCAGGAGCUUCAUGAUAAUUUGGACGUCAUGACUGCAGCCGUGUCCCAAAAGGGCGAGGCUGGCACUGGCACAAAA
Molecule: messenger RNA, 615 nt
Organism: Cladocopium goreaui
Lineage: Eukaryota; Dinophyceae; Suessiales; Symbiodiniaceae
Source: the annotation of a GenBank genome assembly